This is a messenger RNA of Pieris macdunnoughi, 1467 nucleotides long. NCBI's taxonomy places the organism in Eukaryota, Metazoa, Arthropoda, Insecta, Lepidoptera, Pieridae. The record is from the annotation of a GenBank genome assembly.
AUGAAUUUCGAAUUAUUUACUAGCGAUAGUGAUAGUGAUUUAGAAGUUCUAGCUAUGCUAUCGGAUUGGGAUAGUAAUAGUGAUAGUUCCGAUAGCAUCGACGACGAGGAUUCAAAUAGCUCUGAAGAAUCAGAUAAUGAUAAUACUUUUGCCGGCGACAAUGGUAUAACAGUAUAUGGAGAGAAACCAAAUGGGGAAUUACAUACAAUUGAAGAAAAUAAAAAUAACCCUUUGAAAUUACGAAGGGUUAAUUACAUGCAAACUUUAGAGGAUGCCGAAUUUACUUUUACGUUUAGAUUAUCGAAGACGGUUAUAGAGCCUUUGCUUGCUGAAAUAAUGCCCUAUGUUCGGGUUACUUCAGCAAGGAAUAAUGGUGUAACACCAUUCCACCAAUUGUUAUUAACAUUAAGGUUCUAUGCAAUGGGAACUAUGUUAUCAUCGGUUGCUGAAUAUGUGGGAGUGGCUAAAUCCACUGCCUGUAGAGUGGUAAGAGACAUAUCAUCCGCUAUUGCAAUGUUGUAUGAUAAAUAUGUAUUCAUGCAUAUGGACGGAAUUGAAAAAUUUCAUAGUAUAGCAAAAUUCCCAAAAGUAGUUGGUGUUGUUGACUGUAUGCAUGUCAGGAUAGAUUCUCCUCGUCAUGACAUUGGUGCAGAAUUCCGGAAUCCUCAAGGACAAUUUUCAUUGAAUGUCCAAGCAAUCUGCGAUGCUGAUCUUAAGAUAAUGAAUAUAGCUUGGCAAUCUGGCUCUUACCAUGACACUGUUGUAUUUGACAAUUCACCAUUAAAGGAUGAAUUCGAAUCAGGCCACUAUAAAGACUGUUGGUUAUUGGGUGACAAUGACUUCCAAAACAGAUGGUACCUACUCACACCCAUUUUAAACCCAACAUCAGAAUCGGAGAGACGUUACAACGAUUCUCAUGCUAAAACGCGGACUGCAAUUGAAAGAACUCUAGAAGUAUGGAAACGUAGAUUUCCCGUACUAGCCCUCACUUUAAGAGUAUCAUUGCCAGUUAUACAUUCAAUUAUAACAGCAACGGCAGUAUUGCAUAACAUUUGUAUCAUAAAUAAUGUCGUGGAUGUUCCGCCAGAGAGCGCUACAGAUGAACAAGAUUCUGGCAAUAUUGAUAAUGUUGCAAGUAUAGAAAAUUCUGGCUUAGAUACUGACAAUAUUGACAAUCAAAUAUUGGAUGCGGGCGAACAUUUUGAGUCUGGCAAUUAUAUUUUGGACGCUGGCAAUAUUUUAGACAGUGAAGUGGUCACUGGCAAUCAAUUGGACGCUGGCAAUAUUUUAGACAGUCAAGUGGUCACUGGCAAUCAAUUGGACGCAAAUAACAUGUACAAUGGCAUUGAUUUGCAAGAUGUCAAAGAUUUUGAUACGCAAGAUGAUUGUCAAAAUCUACCGAGAUACUGCUUUGAUUCCAACGAUUUUGAUAUGAGGGGUUUUGUUGUUAAUAACUAUUUUAAAUAG